AUGGUUGAAGCUUCUUGGAAUGCUCCAGUCUAUGUUAACCAUGAUAUUAUUUUUCCAUUCAAGUUGAAGCGUUUGAAAGCAACAAUGAAGUUGUGGAAUAAAACGGUUUUUGGUAAUGUGAAUACUCGUUUUAAGCAAGCUCAACUUAAAUUUGAGGUGGCUAGUAGAAAUUCUGAUGAGGACCCUCAUGAUGUUGCGAAGCUGAAUGUUAUGAAAAAUGCCUUAGUGGCUGUACAAGAUGUGAGAAUGCAACAACAUAUCAUGCUCAAGAAAAAGUCACGUAAUAAAUGGCUUUUGGAGGGCUCUAGUAAUACUUCUUAUUUCCAUAGUACCAUUAAUAUUCGUAGGAGUGCGAAUACUAUUUCAGAGCUGGUUUCUGAAGAUGGUUUGACUAUCAGUGAUCCAGACCAAAUUCGUGAUCAUGUGGUGUCCUAUUAUGAGGCUAAAUUCAAUGGCACGGACCUGCCAAUUGAUGAGAAGUUGUUUGAAUAUGAUCAUGCUUCUAUUUCUGUUGAAGAGAACCAGAUGUUAGAUGCCAUUCCUUCACUGGAGGAGAUUAAAACUGCGUUUUUUGAUUUAGGAGCGGAUAGUGCUCCAGGGCCGGAUGGUUUUUCAGGGUGCUUUUACAGACACUGUUAG
This is a messenger RNA of Papaver somniferum (opium poppy), 639 nucleotides long. RefSeq lists its product as uncharacterized. NCBI's taxonomy places the organism in Eukaryota, Viridiplantae, Streptophyta, Magnoliopsida, Ranunculales, Papaveraceae. The transcript has a single exon. Bases 1 to 639 code for a protein of 212 amino acids. The record is from RefSeq and is a predicted model, not a curated record.